Messenger RNA from Trypanosoma conorhini, 3471 nucleotides. RefSeq names its product megakaryocyte stimulating factor. The record is from RefSeq and is a predicted model, not a curated record. Bases 1 to 3471 code for a protein of 1156 amino acids. The transcript has a single exon. Lineage: Eukaryota; Euglenozoa; Kinetoplastea; Trypanosomatida; Trypanosomatidae.
AUGGAGAACCGCGCGAUGGAGUUGUUUCGGGUCAGCGUUUCUCGCAGUGCGACGAACACCUCGCUUGCUGCAUCCGCCGUGGCGCAGUCCUCGUUUAGAGUGACCUCCGCCUCGCCGGGUUCCAGCCCGCUGGCGCUUGGCCUCGAGGCCGAGGAGAAUUCGGCGGAGCGGAUGCCUUCGCCGGGUCUGCGCGGCGCGGCACUUCUGCAGGAGGCUGAACAACAACCAAAACAACAACCCCGGCAGCAGCUGGGUGAGCCGUUCGCGCGAACCACACUCACGUCUCCAGCGUUGAGUUUGCGGGCUGACUCACCGUCGUUCGUGAGGUCUCUCCUGCAGUCCCCGCCGCGCGUCCGUCCCACCAGCGAACUUCUGCCGACAAGAGCUGCGAUGGACGUGCCACGGAGUGCGCCUAUGUUUGUACAUGCUGAGGAGGAUGUGCCCCACGCGGCUCAUGCUUGCUUGUCAGAAUCAACGGCUCAACCACAGAGUUCAGUAGCGUCGCCGAAGCUUGGUAACCCCACACACGGAGACUCGACGACAUUCAACGUCCCCGGCUCUGUGCCCUCCGCCGCGACAGUGAGGUCUGAGGAGAAGGCGGCGCGCAGCACCACCUGCCACGUGUGCCCCUUGUGCGGCAUCUCCGUGGUGCUGGUGGGGACCUUUGUGGAGCACCAGCUUCAGUGGAACGAGCACGUGGCCUCCUGGAUGCAUCAAAGGAACCUGCAGUUGCGAGCUGCGGCUCAGCGCAAGGGCCGCGGCCCUGUGGAGAGCGCGACUUGGGCUUUGACCCCGCCGCUUUCCUCAGGGCUGCUGCACACAACGGGGGACAUUUCAGCCUCGCCGGUGUUGCUGCAGCCAGAGGACACGUCCCCCGGGGCCAUCUCCCUGCUGCGUGCGAUGGCGUUUCCGACGAGGGCGGAGGGGGUCAAAGCCGAGGCGUUCGCCCCCUCGCCGGAGCACGCGGGACGGGAGACGGUGUCGUUUAUCACCUCUCCCCCCCAUGUGCACAAGAAGCUCUUUGUCGCGGGAAACUCUGCGAGCGCCUCAGAAAACAACAACAGUGGUGAGGAGCACAUGGAGGGCUGCCACACCGAAGACGCCCCCGCUCCCUUUUGGACGGAGGGCAACCCACGCCGCAAGGCGCUGCCGCGGGAGAUGUCUAGCGGUGCACCGCCACCGGCAGAGCAGAGAAGUGGCGGUGCCCCGAGCAACGACGGAAGCUCCUCGCGAGCAGCGGCAGCGCAAGAAGCCGACCAUGUCGCCUCUUCGGAAGUUUCUGAAAGCGCCUCGCUGCGGGAGGAGCUUGCCAGGAGGAAGGAGCGUCAGUUGGAGCGCACACUCGCGGCGUUUCUUAUGAAGAGGGAAGGCCAACAGCUGCUUGACUGCUUUCGCCGCUGGUUCAACCUCAUGUUUGUGCGGACGGUAAACGGUUCAUCCCUCCUGCAUGGCUCCCCCCCAACACGCGGGCCCGCGGCAAAUGCGGCUGCAGCUUCAGACUCGGCGGGGAUCAGAAGCGGGAAGGAGGUUUCAUUGCUUGGCUGCAAUGCCGCUGAGGAGCAGCGGGAAGAGACUUCUGCGCGUGCCACCUCAUCACACCCGGGUCACGAACCCAAAUGGGACAAGCAAACGCGGGACAAAAGGACGACUGGCGAUGGAGGACGCGAAGGCGCCUUCAUGGCAUCACAAUUUAAGGAUUUUGCCCACGUCCUGGGCAGCUCUUCCUCAAGCAGCGUGGAGGUGGAGGUGGCGAAGACGGAUGUGAGCUGGCACAUUCAACGCUCCGUGCGACAGCCCCACCACGGCGGGGAGGGCGACAGUGAUGGAGCCUCGCCGUCCGGCUCCCUGGAGAGUGACACCAGCAUUCAGGAGAUGCUGUCCUCGCUGACACCGCGCUUACAGGAGCGCGUGCGGACCGUGCUGCGGGGUGAGCCUAGGCGGUCGCGUGCGUUCCCCAAGACCUCAAAGGCUUUAAGCAGUAUGCGGUGCUCCUUACCGGUCCAAGUGCCGUCUCCCACUGGGCCGUCGCUCUUGGUCAGCGGCGGGGACAGCCGAGGUGCCCCCUCCUCCCCGACGGCGCAGGCUGCACAGAGCGGUUUGGAGGACGUGAUGCAAGGGAGAAGCGAGUCAAGGUUAGGAGCUUCCUCGCUGUCCUCGACCCGUACGGGGCCCUGCCAACGAUGCGGCGCAGAGGGAGAUAUCAAGCUGGAGUCGUAUCUCACCCAGGGCUUGCACACUGCUACAGAGGUCGAUGAGGCGGGAAUGCAGGGCAUUCCCGCUGCCAUGGGUGUGGCGACUAGAAAUGUUUCACCUCCGCCUGCAGAACCGGCCGCAGUGCCUUGGUUGCGGCAGGGGGACCCGCUGGGUCGCUCCUCUGGGGACACCGUCUCUGCCGGGGUGCGGGAUUCCCCGCUGCGGUCGCACAGCCGGAGCUCGUUGGAGGGGCACCCGAAAUCGCCCUCCAAGCGGGAGGCGUUGGCUUCGUCCCCGUCGCGGCGACGUGACUGGCCCGCCCAAGGCGCGGAGGAAACAGCGGAUCUGGCUGCGCGUGAGAGUUGCGCUCCUCAGCCUUUUCUCUUGCAUCAGCGCCGGAGCGGGCGGAGGAGCAGCAGAAGCUCUUCGCGGCCCCAGGCGAGGCGGGAGGAGGCGCUUCUGAGGCGGGGCAGGGCGGAGGAGACGUUUAGGGGCAUCCCGGGGGAGUACUACUGCUACUACAACGCCGCCUACCAUCGCGUGCUGGAUCCGACCGCCGAGGUGUAUUACGAUGCACGGGGCAGGCGACUGCCGUUUUUUGUCGUGCGGCGCUCUUCCUCGGCGACGACGUCGCCGACACGUUGGCCGACUGCGACGACGCAUCCGCAGAGUCCGCUUGGGCCGGGGCGCCUGAAUCCAUACUGUUCCGUCUGUGUGGGGCGCUAUUGUCUUGUUCUCGUGGAUGAGCACAUGCAGCCGGUGGCCGUCCCGCCAAGCCGCCAACGAGGGGCGUUCGGCAACGGCGACGAGGCACACGGCGCUGUCUGCCCUGGCAGAAGCGCACGGUCUCCAACUCCUCGAGGGGCGCGAAAUCCACUGCUCCCGAGGACUCCCCGUCCGUUGCCGCGGCGCACUGUUUCACGGGGGCGGCAGGACAGCCCUGCUUCGUCACAGCUGGCCUCCCGUUGCGCACCAGCGACAGGCAAUAACUUUGCUGCGGCGACAGUUAGCGAGCAUGCAUCUGUGAGACCAAACCCUGCGAGUGACGCCCCGCUCAGUGGUUCCGGCGCACGUGAUGAGACCCAACAGGAAUCCGUGCCGGAGGAGGCGAAGUGGCUACGACGACAGGAGAGACGCUUGCGCCGGCGGGUGAAAUCGCUGCUCUGGCGAGAACUACCGCAGUGUCGCGGAAGCCAACAGUGGGUGGAGUACCUCACAUCCCUGAAGGAGACUAUAAAAAUCUUAGAGGCGUUGCGUUCUGGGGCCGAUGUCCACUAG